This is a messenger RNA of Macroventuria anomochaeta, 357 nucleotides long. RefSeq lists its product as uncharacterized. The coding region runs from base 65 to 292 and encodes 75 amino acids. The record is from RefSeq and is a predicted model, not a curated record. NCBI's taxonomy places the organism in Eukaryota, Fungi, Ascomycota, Dothideomycetes, Pleosporales, Didymellaceae. The transcript has a single exon.
CGAACGCGCCGCCGCUGGUCGGUCGCUGUCUCCUGCUUGUCAAUCAUACACGACAACGACAAGCAUGACGCAGCAAGCAACCAGCACCACAAUAGGUGCGCAAACAGCUGCUGCAACGCCAUUGCCGUCUUUGAUUGUAGCAAACUUCGCCUGCAUGUAUCGAAUGUCACAUUACCAUCUCUCAAACACCAUAUUCCUGCCUUCUCGCAUCUCGCAUCUGCUGUCAAACCAUCUCAUCGCAAAUCAGACUUUAUGUUGCUUCGAACAAACCAAGCCAUGUAUCCGCACCUGACCAAACCACAACUGCUGGGAUCUUGCAUUCAAAAGAGCGGUGUCUCUCGAGAGCCUGGCUUGCAU